Messenger RNA from Mercenaria mercenaria, 523 nucleotides. RefSeq lists its product as uncharacterized. The coding region runs from base 60 to 431 and encodes 123 amino acids. NCBI's taxonomy places the organism in Eukaryota, Metazoa, Mollusca, Bivalvia, Venerida, Veneridae. The record is from RefSeq and is a predicted model, not a curated record. The transcript is spliced from 3 exons.
UUUCUGUGUAAUCAUGCGAAAGAAAAGUCGCAUUCUACUUUCAUCGUUUUAGAAUCACCAUGAAAGGCUCAAUACUUGUUAUUGUAUCCUUCAUUUUAUUGCACUUUUUUGAAUAUUCGACGGGAGCUGUAUUUCACGACGAGCUAAAGAAAGAAAUUGUGUAUGGGAAGAAGGUAAAGUUUUGCGAGUAUAAAGGUCUGAGGUUGUUACGCCGGUCUGUCAUCAAGAACUAUGACACUUGUGCAAAAUGCAGGUGCAAAAAGGAUGGUCUUACGUGCUAUACAAUGUUUCCAUUGAUUAUGGAGCCGGAAGAUUCUAUGUGUACAUAUUUCUUGGUGGGAUGUAAAGUUAAAUGGGUGCUAAAGAGCGACAACAAUGCACGGUGUCCAGACACACUGAUCCCGAGAGAUUUAUCUGCAAAUGGAAAAUAGACAAAUAUGCUGUUGUAAUAUUUGUAAAAUUUGAUGUAUCUAUCCUGCAUUUAACGAAAAUGUAAAUAUUUAAAUUUGUUUGACUGCAACAA